AUGCCUUCUAAUGCUCAUUAUGUCGAAUCUCUUCCUCCUUCACCGACAAUAGAAACCAAUAUCCGGCCUUCAAUGUGUCCUCAAUGCUACCACCAAAUCGACAGUACACAGCCACCGCAUACUUCUUUCCUUUGUUGUGUUUUCUGGAGAAGUUCAGAGCUUCCUUGGAAAUGUACCGAGUGUGGUUAUAUACAAAAACAAACCCAGGCCUCCGGUAAUAAUAACAUCAAAGCAGUAGACUCUGGCUAUGAUACACCUGUCAAGGAUGAGAGUUCUCCUCAGUAUGUACCUAUGCAUGCUCCUACUCCGGCAUGGGUUGCCCGUACAGGCUGGACACCUCAACCAGACAUAAAUACUGUUAUCAACCGAGGAUUAUGUACAAGUUGCGACUCAUAUGUAAAAAUAGAGGGUGGAAAUUGUUCUCAAUGUGGAAUUCCAUUAGCCAAACCCAAAUAGUAUAGAAAAAAAACAGUUUAUUUAUACCUUAUAUACCCAGAUGGUUCUUUGAAAAACAGUAACUAAGAAGCUUUUAUUAUUAUUAAUAAUAAUAAUAUUGCGCACAGACUAUAUAAACGCACAAAUUAUUUUAAUAAGGAAGGUGAUGGCUUCACAGUACUCUGAUAUUAAAAACAAAAAACAAAUAAAAAUAUAAUUUUUUUUAAAAAAAAAAGC
This is a messenger RNA of Phycomyces blakesleeanus NRRL 1555(-), 672 nucleotides long. RefSeq lists its product as hypothetical. The record is from RefSeq and is a predicted model, not a curated record. Lineage: Eukaryota; Fungi; Mucoromycota; Mucoromycetes; Mucorales; Phycomycetaceae. The transcript is spliced from 2 exons. The coding region runs from base 1 to 456 and encodes 151 amino acids.